ACUUAAGGUCCGGCGUACAGGGUGCUCCGUAAUGAACAUAAUCUAGCAGUGGCCCGCCGCCGCCGGACCUGCGCCUGCGCAUCCGCUCGCUGACCAUUUGUGACAGACUGACAUAUCAUGGAUUUCGACGCCAUAUUAGAGGACGUGGGUACGUUUGGGAAGUACCAGAAGCUGGUGAUCUACUGUGUGCUACUGCCGGCUGUUAUCCCAUGCGGCUUCCAUGCGUACGCCCAGCUCUUCAUGGCCGCGGAUGUGGUACACUGGUGCAAGGUGCCCGAACUCGAGCAUUUGGAUGAUAUCGAGAUGGUCAAGAAUAUUAGCAUACCUGUAGAACUGAAGAACGGUAUCCCGCAGUACUCCUCAUGCAGCAUGUACGACCUUAACUACAGUUACAUUGCUGCUAACUAUCCCGACAUCGAUGACGUCUCCAACUCCUCCGCAGUUGUACCCUGUACACAUGGAUGGACGUUUGAUAAGAGCGUCUAUACUAAUACUGUUGCUACUGAGUUCAAUUUAGUUUGCAACAAAGAUUUCUAUCCGACUCUCGGGCUGGUGCUCCUGGCGGUCGGUGGUAUCAUCGGAAACUACAUCUUCGGCUACUUGCAAGACACCAUCGGAAGGAAGCCUUCCUUCUUCAUCUACCUUCUCAUUGAGAGCAUUUUUGGAGUUGCCACUGCGUUUGCACAGAACUUCCCUGUAUGGAUUAUUUAUAGGAUCGGUGUUGGGUUUACUGUCCCUGCUAUUAUGGCAACACCUUAUGUUUUGGCUAUCGAGUUAGUAGGUCCAAAGUGUCGUACCCUGUGCACCAUCCUAUCUAACAUCGCGUACUCUAUGGGGCUGAUCCUCCUAGCUGGUGUGGUAUACUUAGUGAGAGAUUGGAGACAUCUGGCACUCACCACUACUCUGCCUUUCGUCUGCUUCUUCUUCUACAUAUGGCCAAUGCCGGAAAGCCCAAGAUGGCUGCUAGCGCGAGGACAGUUUGAAAAGGCGGAGAUUAUUUUGAAAAAGAUGGCCAGAAUGAACGGCAAAUCAUUACCAGCCAACUACAUGGUACACCUACGUCGUAAAUACGAGUCUGAUAAACUAAAACAAGAUCUGGAGAAGGAAAAGACACGGAAAUACGGCAUCUUGGACCUGUUCCGUACUCCCAAUCUGAGGAAGAAGACCAUCAUCAUAACUUUCAUAUGGUUCACCAACACAAGUGUAUAUGUUGGUCUAUCGUACUACGCCCCAGUGUUAGGUGGAGAUGAGUUCUUGAACUUUUUUUUGGCGGGAAUUGUAGAGCUGCCUACAUAUCUCUUCCUCUGGCCUUCUAUGGAGAGACUUGGCAGAAGAUGGACGUUGUGUAUGAGCAUGGUCGUAGGCGGCGUGGCAUGUUUGACCACAUUUCUGGUGCAACAUGAGACGUACGUAACAUUGGCUCUAUACUGCGUUGGGAAGAUGGGCAUUUCAUCAUCGUUCGUGGUGCUGCCACUAAUGGCUUCCGAGCUGUACCCGACAGUAGUGCGCGGCCUCGGCAUGAGUCUCAGCUCCGUACUAGGCAUGCUCGGACCGAUAUUUAUACCGCUCGUCAAUUAUUUGGGCUCCGAUAUAUUGGUACUACCUUUGAUCAUUAUGGGGGCACUUCUCGUAGCCGGUGGUAUCGCCAGUCUGUUACUGCCGGAGACUCUCAACCAACACUUACCCCAGACAUUGGAGGAUGGGGAGAAGAUGGGUCUGGACACAGACUUUUGCUGUAUCCCACCGGUUAAAGAAGUGAAGCCGAAUAAAAAUACGUACGAUAAUUGCAAGAAAUGCAACACGUUGUGCACUUGUCAAAUCGUCAAUGUAUCUUUGUCGGACAAUGUUGCUGCUGUCAUAGACAAGACUGGUGAAAAUGUUGAGUUUAUUUUAGUUAAAUAAGUACACGGUAUAGUAUUAUAAUUAUAUUGUUUAAAACAA
Molecule: messenger RNA, 1941 nt
Organism: Papilio xuthus (Asian swallowtail)
Lineage: Eukaryota; Metazoa; Arthropoda; Insecta; Lepidoptera; Papilionidae
Product: organic cation transporter protein
Exons: 8
Coding region: 118-1902 (594 amino acids)
Biological process (GO): transmembrane transport
Cellular component (GO): membrane
Molecular function (GO): transmembrane transporter activity
Source: RefSeq, a predicted model, not a curated record